CUUCCCGUUCUUUGUGUCGAGGUGCGGAUAUUGUUCAUUUGCCCAAUCAAAUUGCAGCUUGUAAGAGCUGCUUACUGACCCGAAGGCCUUGAUCAUGAGAGCAAAUCUAUAACAUGCUUUCACAAAUCAUGUAUGCAAUUAUGCAGUAGAGCACAGGACUCUAUAAAAAAUAAACAUACACAAAUCACAGGAUAAAUUUUCAAAGAGUAAUGAUUCACUGAAACAAAUUUUGUCAUGGAUUCACCCAAAAAGCACUCUGCUAAAACCACAGGGAGCCCACUCAACUCAGUGCAUUGUCUAAAUUUUGAGUCGGGUUUUUGCAAAACCUGAUCGACGCAGGGGUAUAAAAUAAGUGUUUCAGACUUGGAUGGACAAUAGUAAGACAUAUGUAUUUGGAAGGAGUUUUAUUGGAGACUCGUGACCUAAUUGAUCUUCACAAACGAAGUUCAAGGCACACGCUAAAUAAGCAAUGCGCUGAGUCGAGUGUGCUCCCUGUGAUCGAAGGAUUGCGGAAAUGGGUUGCCUGUGCUUUUUAGAGUUCUAGUUGGGAAGCCUGUGGUAAUGGAAAAAUUCCUAAAAAAAGGAAAAUAUUAUCAAUUAUAGAAGUUAGACACCGCAUCAAUUUGUAAUUAAAGUUCGCAUUGGAAUCUACGUAAGUGAUAUGCAAAAUAUAUAUUGAAUAGUUACAAAGUGUGUUUACUCGCGGGCCUUAGGGACUGGGUACGAGAUAGAUGGUCGCCAUCUUGGAAUAUAAGUUUGGACCUAACGCAGGCACGUGCAGGGUAUCUCUGCGAACUUAUCGAUGGCGUUUGAGGUAGCAGGCAGGAUAUCUGUUCGGUUCAUACGCCUAUCAGUCGGUCUAGGAGUAGGCGGCUUGUUUCUUUAUGAGACCGCCGGUCACGCGUUCCCAGAGGCCAUUUGCAAACGAGCUCUUGGCCCAGGCGGGGACGAGGUACCUGCAAAAUGUAUCCAAAUCUACGAGGAAAUGGCGGCAAAAAUGCAUCUAGAGCACCCAGAGAGGGUAUCGUUUUUUGUGAACCGAGGAUUUAGUGGUUUUCAUGCUGGAGCGACGAAGUUACCUAAUGGGGCUGUGAUAGGUAUCCCUGGCUGGUAUCUAUUCGAGACAGCGGAAGAUGUUAUGAACUCCCCUAUUAAUUUCAAAGAAAGAACAAUUAAAUGGGAAUCAGAGAUGGGACAGCAGAUCAGAGACAGUCUCAUCCCAACCAAGGAAAACAUCGCGUUUACCAUAGGUCACGAGAUAGGCCAUUUGCAAAUGCCAGAGUAUAAAAUACUCCGUGCUAUUAUGAGUCCAGCGUGGCUAUACUUGACUUACAAAGUGGCAGUCUCUACCACUAGAUUUGCACCAGCCCUCUCAAUGCUUUUAGACAUCGCCCUCAAACUCUGCAUUUUGAGAUUGAGUUAUUUAGGGUAUAGGUACGUUAAGCGCGAAGUUAACCAUCAUGAGGAGUUUAACGCAGACAAGAUGUCAGCAUCCACAACAGUUGCGGCAGCCCAAGGGGGAGUCGAUUACAUAAGAAAGAGGUUGCAGUUGAAUAGUGUUCUUCGGGCGUUGCAUGGCUCAAGUGGAGAGUCUUAUUAUGAUCAGUAUGGGAAUGAAUUAAAAGCAAGGAGUCAUCCUAAGUUGACAGAAAGACUUCAUAGACUGGAAAGCAUUGUUAGCGAACAUAUGAAGCAACAGGGUAUCAUAAAAAGUGCUGGAUCUGAAGAGUCUAUUCAGAUCUAAAAGGAUGCAUAAAAAUAUAGCAUUUAAGUAAAAAUAUUUAUUUAUUUUUUAAUGCAAAGAUGCUCUUGUCUCCAUCUAGUUGACCUUGCAACAGACAGACAGCCACUACUGAGAGCUGGGAGCUAAAGCAUAGAAGUUAGGACUUCAGGUCUCAACAUUUUACUAACUUAACUGCUGGGUUCAAAUGGAAAUAAGAUAAGAGCCUCUUUUGAAAACUGGGUAAGUUAGGGGUGUUUUUUACAUGACAGCUUUUGAGGUUUUCUCAGGUAAAGUGUUAAGUGCAAAAUUAAAAUUUUACAAUUAUGAAUGAACUCAUAACCUAGUCUCAUCUUGAGUUUAUACCAAGUGCAAAUAAAAUUUUAAGUUAAAGUGCAAAAAUCUUAAGUGUUUAGAGCAAAAUUAAAAUUUUACAAUUAUGAAUGAACUCAUAACCUAGUUUCAUCUUGAGUAUAUUCCAAGUGCAAAUAAAAUUUUAAGUGCAAAAAUCUUAUGUGGCUGAAAUUAGGUAGACUAUAUAUAUAUAUAUUUCAUACAAGUCUAAUGAGAAUGGGUUGGUUACUUUGUAGAUGGUGCAUCCUUUUCCAUAAGCUCAAAAGCAUUGGUUUUUUACAUUGCCUUUUUUACAAUACACCAGUAGCAACAAAACCUGGUUCUGACUUGAAUAAUGAAUAUGUGACUAUGAAUCACAAUGUAAUACUAUGCUUAUGGAUUUUGUAGCAAAGAGGAGGUGGAUUUAAGGGAUAUUUUAUUGUAUUGUACUGUAUGAGAAAAUAAUUUUCUAAUGUAUUGCCAUCACUCUCCUGAA
Messenger RNA from Nematostella vectensis (starlet sea anemone), 2549 nucleotides. RefSeq names its product transmembrane protein 177. NCBI's taxonomy places the organism in Eukaryota, Metazoa, Cnidaria, Anthozoa, Actiniaria, Edwardsiidae. Gene Ontology annotation, biological process: proteolysis. The record is from RefSeq and is a predicted model, not a curated record. The transcript has a single exon. Gene Ontology annotation, molecular function: metalloendopeptidase activity. The coding region runs from base 803 to 1744 and encodes 313 amino acids.